Molecule: messenger RNA, 1800 nt
Organism: Folsomia candida
Lineage: Eukaryota; Metazoa; Arthropoda; Collembola; Entomobryomorpha; Isotomidae
Exons: 3
Coding region: 659-1591 (310 amino acids)
Source: RefSeq, a predicted model, not a curated record
GUAAUAAAUAAAUUGGUAUACUAGUAUUGGUAUUGGUAUUGGUAUAAAUUGGUAAACUCUAAAACCCAUCUUCUAGUCAUCAUGCUUGAUAUAUCCUCAAGUAACUAACGUUGGGAUUUCCAUCACCCCGAAUAAUCACGUCAAUACUACGUGUAUAAUAAAGAUGCAUGACACGCGAUUUACUCUUCAGUCGUCCUAUGAUUCAUUCGGUUAUAAUAAUAAUAAUAAUGCCAAAAAAGUAGAUUUUUCUCUCACAGAAGUCUUAUCCUCACUUGAAAUUUCUAACAUCACAAGACUCUUGUGGUUUUCAUAUAGAUUUACCACCGUAUAUGUGCCUAUGUAUGCAAAUGUAAAUUGCACAAGCAUCAGCUCAUCUCCAACUUCGUGAAGACUUGAUGGACAAUUUGCGAAUGUGACAGACAAGAAGCAACAAAAAAACUGUGACAGAGUUGAAAAGAACUGGACUUGGUGGAUUUGCGUAAACAUUCUGCUUUUUUGGCAACCAACAAGUCUAGCAGCGUGGCGUGUACUAGGAUAGGACAAGAAAACUCGCAUCAGUCAAUGUGAAAUGAAAACUGAACAAGGUGUGUCAAACUUGUAGUUAAAUAUAAUAAAGCAUAAUCCAACACAAUCCUAAUUACGCCGGAUGUGACAACCAAUGCGGUUUUGGUUUUUGAUUACUAGAGUGAACAACUUAUUACUUAGAUUAUUUCAUACACAUUGCAAAUACAUACAGUACCACAAGAAAAUGGAGUCUUCAGGAGCGUGUAUUUUUACAAGUGCAGUUUUAAUAUUAUUAAUUACAAGCAUUGGCGCUUCACCUAUUGCAAAUUCUAACGAGUAUCGAAUUCGUUCAAGUCUGAGUGACGCAUUGUCGAGUGAAGAUUAUCAAAAUGAUGCACUAAUAUUUGACCCGAGAGAUUUCAAUGGUCCUCGCCUCAGUCGAGCCAGCAGGUAUCCCUUGUGGCACAGGGUUAAACAUAGUGAAAAGGAUGCUGGAAAUUUUGACAAAGAGGAAUCCACUGAUGCAAUUGCAUUUCAACCAACCACUGGGCUACAGGGUCGUCCUAGAUCGUACAACCGCCGCCCCUCAGCGUCAAAACUCCCAAAUCAACUUAGAUUCCAGAAUCCCAUCGACUUGUGGAGAAAUGUAGAUCAACCGAAUGCAGAUGGCAAGUCGGACGAGAUUUCAAAUACGAACCAAGAGGGGUAUCGACUAGACGAUGCUCUUGUUCUCGAGUCCGUUCCAGUUCCUGACGACCUUAUUCUGAGCGACCAUAAUGACCAGAACAUUGACGAAGAUGAUUUGUUGAACCAGUUUUUUUCUCACGUGAAGACAACCACAGUCUCGCCCAAGUACUCGACAGAGCUGCAUGGGAAAAAAUCAAAGGAAAAACAUGGAAAAUUGCAGAAAAUCAAAAUCUCGAAAGAUAUUAAUCGAAACAAUGUUUUACAUUCUGACAUUAGUAACGACGAUGAUGAGUCGGAAGUUGCUUUUCUAACGUUUGAUUCAGUGAUUCAAAGGAGACAGUGCGCUUCUAGUUAUGACGUCAAAGAUGGAAAGUGUAAACCACGAGCAAAAAUAAAUUAGUUAGUUCAUUUAGUGAUGAUGUAACCAAAUUGCGUAUGUGAGUAUAUGAAGGUAUAAUCAACAAUACUCCAUUGCCGAAUAGUAUUAUUGUAAAUAUUGUAUAUACUUAUAUUUCUUAGCAGAUUGCAUUUAUUGUAAAAUUAUUACACGAAAUCAAUAAAGUUCAAUGCAACUAUGUAAAUACGUACAUGCUUAUGUACUUAAAGAAA